GUUUCACGAGAUACUUGUCACUUCAUGUCAAGGAACAUUCUCAUUCUCAUUCUUAUUGACCGGCAUCCCUCUUCUCUUGAAGAUUCUCGCUCCCGAAGAUUCUCACUCCCGUCCCUACCGGUGCUUCCUCCCCACACACAAUCAAACUCAAAGUAAAAAAGCAUCGAGUUAGAUAACCGAAGUGAUUAGUGGCCCCGCCAAGCUUAUCGUGUUGCGUCAGCUAGGGGAAGGAAAGGAAAAUGGAGGUUUCGACACUUUCGACACUUUCGCAUUCGAAGGAAUUGAAUCGAUUAAAUGGGAUAGAAAAAGUUGUGGAAAAGGAAGAUAUAGAGGAGAAUAAGGAUACGAAAAAUCAGAGUGUUGGGGAAAAAGAUCGAGAGAUUGGAUAUAAAAGAAAUAAAGAGGAUUGUGGGGAGAAGAAUAUCGAGGUGCAUUGUAUAGAGGAUUUGGGAAAAUUGUCAAAGGACGACGGAGCGCCGGGAGCGGAAAAUCAAGAGGAUAACGACAGUUCUGGAAUUGUUGGAAUUGGAAUUGGAAGUGGGAGUGAGGAGAAAAAUAACGAUACAAUUCUUGAAAAAGAAGCGCAUCGUCAUCUCGAUAUGCCGAAAGGUUGGACAGCUGUGAGAGAUCCAAGAGGGAAGCAGAAACAAAAACAAAAACAUAAACAUAAGACAGGGGAGGGAGCCAAUGGAAAUACGCAUACAUGUACACAUACGCAGGCCGAUAUGACGAAUGCAGAAAUAUCGAAAUCACAGGAGGAUGGUAAUCAUGGGGGAGUGGUAGAAGGAGAAAUCGAAGAUCUGGAUGAUUUGGAUUUGAUGGAAUUGAAUAGCGGGGAUGAUUUAUUACCAGAUGAGGAAGAGGGGGGUAUUAGGAGGGGUGGGAAUGCUGGGAAUGCAGCGCGUAGAACGGGUGGGGCUGCUGAUGAGGGGUUGGAAAGAGGGAGAGGCAGAGGGAGUACGGAUCGCGAUACUGCGAGUUUGGAUACAGGUCAUUUUAGGGUUUAUAAGAGGAGAUGGUUUGGUUUGAUACAAUUGGUUCUUUUGAACAUUAUUGUUAGUUGGGAUGUAAGUUUUGCGACGGAAUUUCAUUUUGAUGUAUAGGAAGUUCUGAGAGGGGUCAUAUUAUGGUUAUGUAUCGUAUAACCGUUGAAAGUGCUAACUCAUCCUCAUCCAGUGGUUAACCUUCUCCGCAAGUUCGACGACCGUCUCGCAAUACUACAAUGUAUCCGAAUCAGCGAUAAAUUGGCUUAGCACCGGUUUCCUAUUCGCAUUUGUGCUUGCAAGUCCGCUUGUUAUCUACGUCUUACAUCACGGAGGACCGAAACCUGCUAUCCUUAUUGCCUCCGUACUUUUGUUACUUGGAAAUUGGAUACGAUAUGGUGCAACGAGAUCUGGUCCACAUGGCAAUUUUGGAGGUGUAAUGUUUGGACAAAUUUUAACGGGUGUUGCUCAGCCUUUUGUACUGGCAGCACCUACUAGAUACUCGGAUUUGUGGUUUACGAAUCAGGGCAGAGUGGCUGCAACUGCGGUUAUGAGUUUGGCUAAUCCUUUUGGUGGUGCAUUGGCGCAAUUAAUUGAUCCCUUUUGGGCUGCAAAUGCUGGGAGUAUACCAAAUAUGGUUCUUUACAUUGCAAUUAUUGUAAGUCGCAAAAAUCUCUCUAACCCUCAUAAUGUUAAUAGUAUCACAGUCAUCAAUAGCCACCAUUCCAUCUUUCUUCAUCCCCAAAGAACCACCUACUCCCUCUUCUGCAUCAUCAGAAGAACCAAAACAUGCACUAGGUCCUUCGCUUAACUUCCUCCUUCGAUCCCCCGAAUUCUACAUGAUAAUGUUCCCCUUCUGGUUCUUCGUCGGCCUCUUCAACUCCCUCUCAUCCCUCAUAAACCAAAUGCUCUCCCCCUAUUCCUUCUCCGAAACCAACGCCGGUAUAGCCGGAGCCCUUCUAAUAGUCGUCGGUCUCGUCGCCGCAGCAAUCACCUCCCCCCUAAUCGACAAAACCAAAACCUACCUCCUCGCCAUCAAAAUCCAAAUCCCCAUUCUAAGCAUCUGCUACCUCGCCUUCACCUGGGCGCCACAAACCCGAAAUCUCGCAGCAAUCUACGCCAUCCUCUCGAUCCUCGGCGCUGCAUCCUUCAGUCUCGUCCCCGUCGCCCUCGAAUACCUCAUCGAAAUCACUCAUCCUGUAUCACCUGAAGUCACUAGCACGAUUUGUUGGUCCGGUGGUCAGUUACUUGGUGGUGUCUUUAUUAUUGUUAGUGAUAAGCUUAGGGCGAAGGGUGUGGGAGAUGGAUCGCUGGAUGAUGGGAGUACGAGGCCGCCUGGAAAUAUGUAUAAUGCGCUUGUUUUUCAGGCGGUUUUGGCGGCGGUGGUGAUGCCUCUUCCGUUGGCGUUGGGGUGUUGUGGGAGGGGGAGAGGUGUGAGGAUGAGGAGGUUGGAGGCGGAUAAGGAGGCUAGGGGGAGGAGAGUGGCGGGUGGAAGUGGAGGUGAGAAUGGGAUUGGGAAUGGUGGUGUUGUUAUUUAGGACUUUGUAGGCGUGUGGGGGUAUAUUGUAUUAUAUUUUCAGGAAGGGAGAUACCUUUCGAAAGUUAUCCUCGGUAUAUUGAUUCCAGAUUUUUGUUUGGAGAUGGAAAUAGAAAUGGAAAUGGAUAUAUUUUAUAUAGAAUAGAUCUAUAGGAGUAGAUAA
Molecule: messenger RNA, 2683 nt
Organism: Sclerotinia trifoliorum
Lineage: Eukaryota; Fungi; Ascomycota; Leotiomycetes; Helotiales; Sclerotiniaceae
Source: the annotation of a GenBank genome assembly